AUGAGAGGCAAGCGCUCCAAGCAGUAUCGGAAGCUCAUGGAGCAGUUCUCCAUGACCUUCGGCUUCCGCGAGCCAUACCAGGUCCUUGUGGACGCGGAGAUGGUCAAGGAUUCUUGUCGCUUCAAAAUGGACUUGAAUCCUGCCUUAGAACGGACAGUACAUGGAAAAGUGAAAGCGAUGAUAUCACAAUGCGAGAUCAGGAAGCUCUAUGCCCAGAAGAAUGAGCCUGGAGGUAACGAUGCGAUCGAGCUCGCCAAGACGCUGGAACGCCGGAGAUGCGGCCACCACCCCGAUCAGUACCCCGAACCCCUCUCAACGCAAGAGUGUGUCCUGUCUGUGGUCGACCCUAAAGAUUCGGGACAGAACAAGCACCGCUACGUCGUCGCCAGCCAGGAUGUGGAAGUGAGGAGGAAACUGCGGACUGUCCGUGGCGUACCGUUGAUAUAUAUCAAGAGGAGCGUCAUGAUUCUAGAGCCUAUGGCCGACGAGAGCGCGCAGGCCCGAUUACGGGAGGAAAAGAUCAAAUUCAGGGCAGAGAUCAAGAAUGCGCUAGGGAAGAGGAAGCGCAACCAGGAGGAUGACGACGAUAAGAGCGGCAGUGACAGCAACUCAAAGCCCAAAGACCAGGCAUCAUCAGCAAAAGCUGCAGAGGAGAAGAAGGAGAAGAAGGUCAAGGGCCGCAAAGGUCCCAACCCGCUCUCUAUUAAGAAGGCCAAAAAGAAGCCUGACGCGACACCAAAACCCAAGGACAAACCUGAUAGUACAGCCGCAGCGAGCUCAGAAGCAGACGGGCCAGCCAAGCGCAAGCGGAGACGGAGGGCCAAGGCGGCGGGUGACAAAGUCGAACCGGACGAGGGUAUAGAAAAGGUACAGGCGACCGAAACCGAGAGCUCGUGA
This is a messenger RNA of Clonostachys solani, 897 nucleotides long. NCBI's taxonomy places the organism in Eukaryota, Fungi, Ascomycota, Sordariomycetes, Hypocreales, Bionectriaceae. The record is from the annotation of a GenBank genome assembly.